This is a messenger RNA of Lasiodiplodia theobromae, 1437 nucleotides long. RefSeq names its product Pantothenate kinase. The transcript is spliced from 4 exons. Lineage: Eukaryota; Fungi; Ascomycota; Dothideomycetes; Botryosphaeriales; Botryosphaeriaceae. Gene Ontology annotation, cellular component: cytosol; nucleus. Gene Ontology annotation, molecular function: ATP binding; pantothenate kinase activity. Bases 1 to 1437 code for a protein of 478 amino acids. Gene Ontology annotation, biological process: coenzyme A biosynthetic process. The record is from RefSeq and is a predicted model, not a curated record.
AUGAACCUCGCACAGCCAUCGCGUCCCUCGCCCGCCGUCAUUCCGGCCUGCUCCUCGCCGUCACCGGUCGCAUCGCCUUCGAUAGCCAGCCUACGAACAAGACUCCUCGCCGCCGCCGACCAAGCAAAGCGCAAAGUCCAGCAGCUCACCACCAUGUCGCCCUCGCUGUCGCACGACGCCGCACACCUGCACGACGACCCCACAAUCAAGCACCCGGGCAACGUCUACAUCAACGUCCAGGGCGCAUUCAUAGUCGACGACGAGCCGCGCACUCCCGAGUCGCCCGAGAGCGACUACGAGCAUGAGCACGGCUCCAAGGACAUCCGCCUGCCCAACCACACUGCUGUCGUCAGCCACAUCGCAGUCGACAUUGGCGGAUCGCUGGCCAAGCUGGUCUACUUUUCGCGCGAUCCCACGUCCAAGGAACUGGGCGGCCGCUUGAACUUUCUGAAAUUCGAGACCGCCCGCAUCGACGAAUGUAUUGACUUCCUGCGCAAGCUGAAGCUCAAGUAUGAAAUCAUCAAUGGCUCGCGACCCUCGGAUCUCUGCGUCAUGGCCACCGGCGGAGGCGCCUUCAAGUACUAUGACCAGAUCAAGGGCGCUCUGGAGGUAGAGGUGGUGAGAGAAGACGAGAUGGAGUGCCUCAUCAUAGGUCUCGAUUUCUUUAUCACCGAAAUUCCCCACGAGGUCUUCACCUACAGCCAAGAGGAGCCAAUGCGCUUCAUCGCAGCCCGCCCCAACAUAUACCCCUACUUGCUGGUCAACAUCGGCUCCGGCGUGUCAAUGGUCAAGGUGUCCGGCCCGCGACAGUACGAGCGUGUAGGAGGCACUUCGCUGGGCGGUGGAACGCUCUGGGGCCUGCUUUCCUUGCUCACCGGCGCGCGGACGUUCGAGGACAUGCUCAGACUUGCUGAGCAAGGAGACAACACUGCAGUCGACAUGCUCGUCGGAGAUAUCUACGGCACCGACUACGGUAAGAUUGGUCUCAAGAGCACCACGAUCGCCAGCAGCUUCGGCAAGGUCUAUAAGAUGAAGCGCCAGGCCGAGCAGGAGGCGGAAGACACCGGUAAUCUCAAGGAGUCUUCGUACGAGUAUGGGAGGACGUUCAGGCCAGAAGACGUCAGCAAGAGUCUCCUGUACGCUGUCAGCAACAAUAUCGGUCAGAUCGCCUACCUUCAUGCUGAAAAGCACAACCUAGAGCACAUCUACUUCGGCGGAUCAUUCAUCGGCGGUCACCCGCAAACCAUGCACACCCUGUCCUACGCCAUCAAGUUCUGGUCCAAGGGGGAAAAGCAAGCUUACUUCCUAAGACACGAAGGUUACCUCGGCUCCGUUGGCGCCUUCCUCAAGAGGCAGCCCCGCAAUUGGGGUCGGAGAAACAGCAUCGACGGCAGACCCGGGACGGCAUCGUCCAUGUCAGAAGACUCGAAGCGUUGA